Molecule: messenger RNA, 1246 nt
Organism: Brassica oleracea var. oleracea
Lineage: Eukaryota; Viridiplantae; Streptophyta; Magnoliopsida; Brassicales; Brassicaceae
Product: F-box/kelch-repeat protein At5g39560-like
Exons: 1
Coding region: 48-1235 (395 amino acids)
Molecular function (GO): protein binding
Source: RefSeq, a predicted model, not a curated record
UUAUAGGGCUUCUUCUCCAAUCGACAUGUACGUAAUUCUUGCUGAAUAUGAUCCGCCAAGAUGAACAACCGCAGGAAAAUAAGAACACCAAUCCUCCACCGGAGCUUCCGCCGCUCAAUCUACAACCACAUUCGUUUUCUUCACUCCCAGAUGUAAUCGUUGAGAACAUUCUUGCUCGUAUCUCGAAAUGCAAUUACCCUAACCUCUCUCUCGUCUCCAAGAGAUUCCUAUCUCUCCUCUCUUCUCCUGAACUCUACACGACACGAUCUCGCAUCGGAACAACAGAGCCAUGCAUCUAUAUCUGCAUGGAACGUUUCAAAGACCUUGGUCUUAAAUGGUACACUCUUUGGACGAAACAUGCUCAUGUUGAAACAUUAACCGUUGACGAUGCUCAAGAAGAUAAUCUUCCAUGUAACGAAUAUUCGCUGGUUCCCCUUCCUGAAUCUAAUUCUCUCGUACCAUUUAUGGAUCGCACUAAUGUAGUGGUUGGUUCGGAAAUCUAUUUAUUCGGUGUGACCUCCUCUGAACAGCCUUCUUCAUCUGUUCGUAUUCUUGAUUGUCGGAGUCACAUGUGGCGUGAUGGCCCUAGCAUGUUGGUGGCUCGAAGGUGUCCCUAUGCUGUUUUUCUCGAUGAGAAAAUAUAUGUGUUUGACGGUUGCGGGGAAGAUGAUACUUGGAUGGAAGUAUUGGACAUGAAGACUAAAACUUGGAGCCCCUUGCUUAGACAUAGAGUUGCUGUGCUAGAAGGGGGGUGGUUAAAUACCGUUGGGCUUCAAGGAAAGAUUUACCUAAUUACUAAAAUAAACUACUGUGCUUAUGACCCAAAACAAGGUACGUGGGAAGUCGUGGAAGUCCACGAUAAUUUGGGAUAUCUAGGCAAAUGGUGUGUGAGUGUGAUAGAGGAUGUAAUGUAUAGUUAUUCAUACUACUCCGAUAAUCUAGUCUGGUAUGAUUCCAAAUGUAAAAAAUGGAUAGACGUCAAGCUCUCGAAUUUCGAACUAUUGUAUAAGUGGCGUAUGGUUAAUAUACUCAACCACGGUGGGAAACUUUUAGUUAUGUGGCUCUACAAGUUUGAGGAAUACGACGGGAUAGAGGUAUGGAAAAUUAGGUGCGCGAAAAUCGUCGUAGAGAAGCGCCAUGGAAAUGAGGUUUGGGGUGAGAUAGAAUGGCCUGUUACUGAGGUUAAGCUCCCCGAGUUGUCUGAGCGCUUUAAUUCUCUAGUCAUUUCGAUUUGAUGAUUCGUGAA